GGCACGACGCUCGCGCUCAUCCAGAGCGCACGGAGCUGAAAGUGAGCAGACGUGACACGUCCGUCCAAACUGGGCUUCGAGUGGAAGACGCCAAAGUUCUGUCUCUGUUCACAAAUAUAAAAGCAUCUUAGCGCGGCAGCGGCAGGUGAAGUUGUUCGGACAUGCCUCCCGGCUGCGAAGAUGACAGAUUUUGCUCCCACGUCACGCUGUCAUCAAGGUAACGCUUUUGACGGCAGGCGGAAGCAGCUCCGUGCUCUCCAGGGGAAGUUGGACUCUCCCUCUGUCCUCAACCAGCACCGGAGUCCAACAUGGGACACAACCACCUGUUCUCCGUGGGCACGGCUGUGGUGUGGUCACUGCUGCUCUCUCAGUCAGUUCUUUGUCAAGAGAGGACACACUCGUAUGCUGAGGACAAGCUCUUCAAGACGCUGUUCGCUGGUUACAACAAGUGGUCGAGACCUGUGCCAAACAUCACCGACGUGGUCAUCGUCAAGUUCGGACUGUCCAUAGCUCAGCUCAUUGACGUGGAUGAGAAGAACCAGAUGAUGACGACCAACGUGUGGCUGAAACAGGAGUGGAAUGACUACAAGCUUCGCUGGAGACCGUCUGACUAUGACAACGUGACGUCCAUAAGAGUGCCGUCAGAGCUUAUCUGGGUACCAGACAUCGUCCUCUAUAACAAUGCCGAUGGUGAGUUUGCGGUGACCCACAUGACAAAAGCUCACCUAUUCUACACGGGUAAAAUUCGCUGGGUGCCACCAGCCAUUUACAAGAGCUCCUGCAGCAUCGACGUCACCUUCUUCCCCUUCGAUCAACAGAACUGUAAAAUGAAGUUUGGCUCUUGGACGUAUGACAAAGCCAAGAUCGAUCUGGAGAGGAUAGAAAACACCGUGGAUCUCAACAACUACUGGGAGAGCGGCGAAUGGGCCAUCAUCAAUGCCGUGGGAACAUACAACACAAAGAAAUAUGACUGCUGUCAUGAGAUCUACCCAGACAUCACCUACUACUUCAUCAUCCGAAGGCUGCCCUUGUUUUACACCAUCAACCUCAUCAUCCCCUGUCUGCUCAUCUCUUGCCUCACUGUCUUGGUUUUCUAUCUGCCUUCAGACUGUGGCGAGAAGAUCACCCUCUGCAUCUCAGUGCUACUGUCCCUCACUGUCUUCCUUCUCCUCAUCACGGAGAUCAUACCAUCCACAUCCCUCGUCAUCCCUCUUAUUGGCGAGUACCUGCUCUUCACCAUGAUUUUCGUCACCCUGUCCAUCGUCAUCACCGUCUUUGUGCUCAACGUGCACCACCGCUCACCCAGCACUCACAAGAUGCCCCGCUGGGUCCACUCCGUGUUCCUGGACCUGAUCCCACGCUGGCUGUUCAUGAGAAGGCCUGCUCCAGAUGGCCGGCGAUGCAGACUGCUGCUGCUUCAGCGGGAGGCAGCUGCGGAGCGGCGGCAGUGUCGGAUAGCCGGGCACAAACCUGGCAACUGCCUCAGCACCUCUGCUAACUGGUUAAGAGAAGGGACCACUUCAGAGGACUCUGAGAGAAGCUGUUAUGAGGAUUUAGAGCUGGGGACUCUGACAUCGUAUUUCUCUUUCCGUUCUCCCUCACCUAGACCUCCAGGGUCAAGUCCUCCACCACAACAGAAAACAUCACAGAACAGCCAGAACAGACAGGAAGCAGUCGGAGGGACAAAAAGACAGUUACCUGGAGCUCGAGUCAAUCCCACUCAGAGGCCAACAAAAGUAGAAAAUGCUGUAUCAGACUCAGCGUUCCUGCUUUCACCAAGUGUUGUCCGUGCAUUAGAAGGGGUGCACUACAUUGCAGACCACCUGAGGGCAGAGGAUGCUGACUUCAGUGUGAAGGAGGACUGGAAGUAUGUCGCCAUGGUGAUUGACCGCAUCUUCCUGUGGAUGUUCAUUAUUGUCUGUCUGCUUGGGACCAUCGGCCUCUUCCUGCCCCCUUGGCUAGCCGGCAUGAUCUAGCCCUUGAGAGAAAGUACUGCAGAUUAAUUUAACACCCUACAGCCCAGUUUAUGGCCUCAUACACCACCAAACCAGAAUAAGGAAAUAAAAAAGGACUGUUUUUAUGAACCCUUCUCACAAGUGUGACACAUUUUAAAUCCCUGUAUGUUCUUGGCAAUGUUAGGAUACCUCACACUCAGACUGUCAGCUUCUCAGGCUCAGAUUAGCAUCAAUUUGUACUGGUCUGAACUGCACUUAGCCUCAGGUGCAAUCCCUGCAAUUCACCUGUUUGACGAGAAUGCCAACAUUAGCACACGUUAAUAUGCUUAUACAGGUGGCAAGCUCUUGCUAGGACACAGGAUUUAGCAUGUCAAUGUUUGUUUUCGUCAUCUAUUUAGCAUGUUGUUAUGCUAAAAAAGAGAAAAGGGAAGCUAACUAGCUAAAUAGUGUGACUCUACAGUAGUUUGAGGGACAGCACUUUGAAAGUCAGUCACAAACACAUUCAAUUAUACUUACUGAAGCUGUUAUGUGUAAAAUUAUGGAGUCAGAGGCUUAACAUCUUAGUGGAAUGAAGCUUGUUGCUGUUUGCUAAACAGGAAGCUAACGCUCAGCUAAAUAUGCCUCCAAAUGUGUCCCAAUUCAAAUGUUGACUCCUUACCUGCAUAACUAGCACCUGGAUAAUGUAGAAGUUGUUGAAGUAUUCGAAGAAAACUUAAUAAAUUAACAAAUUCUUGUUUGACUUUUUUUUUAAAGAUAAAAACAAAAUA
Messenger RNA from Solea solea (common sole), 2722 nucleotides. It is a transcript of the gene chrna2b, whose product is annotated as cholinergic receptor, nicotinic, alpha 2b (neuronal). Gene Ontology annotation, biological process: chemical synaptic transmission; monoatomic ion transmembrane transport; nervous system process. Gene Ontology annotation, molecular function: acetylcholine-gated monoatomic cation-selective channel activity; transmembrane signaling receptor activity. Gene Ontology annotation, cellular component: postsynaptic membrane; neuron projection; synapse. Bases 309 to 1976 code for a protein of 555 amino acids. Lineage: Eukaryota; Metazoa; Chordata; Actinopteri; Pleuronectiformes; Soleidae. The transcript has 6 exons. The record is from RefSeq and is a predicted model, not a curated record.